UGACGUCAUGGAAGUAAGUGAUGUCACGGAAAUAAGUGAUGUCAUAGAAAUAAAUGAUGUCAUAGAAAUAAAUGAUGUCAUAGAAGUAAAUGAUAUCAUAGAAAUAAAUGAUGUCAUAGAAGUAAAUGAUGUCAUAGAAGUAAAUGAUAACAUAGAAGUAAAUGAUAACAUAGAAAUAAAUGAUAACAUAGAAAUAAAUGAUAACAUAGAAAUAAAUGAUAACAUAGAACAAAAUUGUGCACCUGCAAAAUACCAUUGCUUAGAAAACAGCUACUGCUUACUAAAUACUAAUACUAAAGAAAAAGAAAAUAACCUUUUAGAUUUCAAGAAUGUCAUGAAGGAAUAUGAAUCAGCUCAAAAUGAAAAGGAGAACGUUGGAAUAUUAGAAGGCUACAUUAAUGACUAUAUCGAAAGUACAAUAAAAGGGUUAAAGGAAAAUAAAAACAGAAUUAAUCUAGGAUCAGAGAAUAAUUCAGAUUAUAAUAUGAAUAUAGAUAACACAUUGAAACAUUUAACAUAUGAAAUAUUUUUUAAUAUAAAAAAUUCUAAGAAAGAAAUAUCAAAAGAAUAUAAUAAUAAAUAUGAAUUAUUUGCUGCUAUAAGAAAUAUUUUAUUAUCUAAGUAUACAUAUAUAUGCGAAUCUGUCGAAGAAAUAGGAAACAAACCAGGGGUGCCAAUGCGUCCAAAUGAUAAGAAAAAUAUUAAAAAUAUAAAAAAUAAAAAAAUCAUAAAAAAUAUAAAAAAUAUAAAAAAUAUAAAAAAUAUAAAAAAUAAAAAAAAUAAAAAAAUCAUAAAAAAUAAAAAAAAUAAAAAAAUCAUAAAAAAUAAAAAAAUCAUAAAAAAUAAAAAAAUCAUAAAAACCAAAAAAAUCACAAAAACCAAAAAAAUCACAAAAACCAAAAAAAUCAUAAAAAAAAAAAGAAUGAUAAAAAAAAAUAAGAAUAAUAUUAUGAAUUUUAAUAGGAGUGAGGAGGUUUAUGAUUAUAACAAUAAUGGUAAUAUUAACAGGGGAAAUCGAA
This is a messenger RNA of Plasmodium gaboni, 1019 nucleotides long. RefSeq lists its product as hypothetical. The record is from RefSeq and is a predicted model, not a curated record. The annotation marks the transcript as partial. NCBI's taxonomy places the organism in Eukaryota, Apicomplexa, Aconoidasida, Haemosporida, Plasmodiidae. The transcript has a single exon.